CCUAAUUAACUCAUUAAUUACCUCAUUUCUUCUGUUCAAACUCUCCAUUGUAUUCUCCGUAAUCCAUUUUUUUUUCCAAAUUUCCAUCAUUGGGCGUUAGGGUUUUUGGGAAUUCGGAGAUGUCUCUGAACAGCAGCAGCGAUAGUAGCCGGAGUACCGGGCCGGACUUUCAUCUUUCCGAUGAAAUACUCUCGGUCAUUCCGACGGACCCUUACGACCAGUUGGAUCUUGCUAGGAAGAUUACUUCCAUGGCUAUAGCCUCUCGUGUUACCAAACUUGAGUCAGAGACGGGGAGACUUCGUCAGAAGCUUAGCGACAAGGAUCGGGUCAUUGUGGAGCUCCAGGACAAGGUCUCUCAGCUCGAGAAGGCUUGUCAUGAAAAUGAAUUGCGGUUGCAAUUUACUUGUGAAGAUAAUAUGAAGCUAACGAAGGAGAGGGAUUCAUUGGCUAUGACAGUAAAGAAAAUGGGUCGAGAUUUAGCAAAGUUGGAGACUUUUAAAAGGCAAUUGGUGCAGUCUCUUAGUGAUGAUAAUUCAGCGCAAGCUGAAACUGUUGAUAUUGGCACUUACGACCAAUCUACCCAUAAGGCCUAUUCCGUAAAGGAGGAGGUGAACAGCUAUGCAGUACACCAUUCUUUCAGUGGUUCUAUGGACAGCACAGUAAUUAAUGAUGAUGCCUCAAAGCGAGCUUUGCAAAGAUAUUCCAUGUCACCUUACAUAACACCGCGUCUUACUCCAACUGGGACUCCCAAAAUAAUCUCCACUAGUGUAUCUCCUAGAAGAUAUUCUGUUGCUGGAUCUCCUCAGAGGAUGUCUGGCGCCAACUCUCCAACAAACUCUCAAUACGAGGGACGAGGUUCGAUGUCAUCUUUUUUCCCAUCAAGUCAACAGUCAUCAGCAGCUAACUCCCCUCCUAAGUCACGCCCAUUGCCAGGUCAAACUCCUCGAAUUGAUGGGAAGGAGUUCUUCCGACAAGCUAGGAGUCGUCUAUCCUAUGAGCAGUUCAGUGCCUUUCUGACUAACAUUAAGGAAUUAAAUGCACAAAAGCAGUCUCGUGAGGAUACUUUGAAAAAAUCAGAAGAGAUUUUCGGAACGGAGAACAAUGAUCUUUAUCUGUCAUUCCAAGGUUUGCUUAACCGUAGUGCUCGGUGAAAGAAAUAGAGUAAACACAGAGUUGUGGUUCAUCUUUGGUACAAACACUUCAAAAACAGAACCAGCACUAAGAGAUCCUCCUCACCGCAGAAAUGUGCUUAGGGAACGCAGAGUAUGCUCUAGCUGAUGAACGAUUGAUGUCAAGUUACAUUCACUUUUUCAUGGACGCAUUCUUUAUAUUAUUGCUCUCUUUUUCGUUCUAUUUCAUCGUACUACAUCUGAAAGCAGUGGGAUUAGCAGAUAACCACAAAUUGAAUGAAUUUCCGAGUAGAUUUCCUUCUUUUUCCGCCAACAGGUUCUCUCUCUCACUCUCAUGCGCGCCUACACACACCCUUUAACAUGUUUGUAACUCAUUUACAGUGAAAUGAAUAUCAGCAGUAUUGUCAAUGUGUUGUUUGCUUCAGAAAUGAAACAAAAGUAUUGUUGUCAA
Solanum tuberosum (potato) is the source of this 1581-nucleotide messenger RNA. RefSeq lists its product as uncharacterized. The coding region runs from base 120 to 1151 and encodes 343 amino acids. The record is from RefSeq and is a predicted model, not a curated record. Lineage: Eukaryota; Viridiplantae; Streptophyta; Magnoliopsida; Solanales; Solanaceae. The transcript has 10 exons.